Molecule: messenger RNA, 4263 nt
Organism: Thrips palmi
Lineage: Eukaryota; Metazoa; Arthropoda; Insecta; Thysanoptera; Thripidae
Exons: 6
Coding region: 587-3556 (989 amino acids)
Source: RefSeq, a predicted model, not a curated record
UACUGAAUGCACCUUCAUUGCUUUGAGCCACACAUCGGACUGAAGUGUUUGGAAGGAAUCAAAAGGAACUUAAUUAACCCCUCUGCCGUCGCAUGUGUGAGACAGAUCCGUGAUAGUAAAAUUAUUGUCGAAUGGGGACUCUAUAUUUUGCCAUGUUUUUAGAUCUGCCAGGAGACUUUUGUUCAAUUUUCUAUUGCGUAUUAGAUGGUUCCAGCGGGAGAGCCGACGGCUAUGUAUAACUUUACUGGUUUCAGUUUUCUCUAGGUCAUGAGUGGAGAUUAUUUUGUCUGCUAAGAAUAUUUUCCCAUUCUCUUCAGCUGGGUCUGCUGUAUUAUGCAUUUUGCUUUUCAAGAUUUUGUUAGUUCACAUGUCAUUGGUAUUCUUUGAUUUAUCUCUUUGUUUUGACUAACACCUGAAUCUUCUGCAUUGUUUUGCUUCCGAGAGGAUUUUAUAUCUGUGCUUGUAACAUUACAUUUCUUCACAUGUCGUUGGGAUUCUUUGAUUUAUCUCUUGAUUUGGAUUGACUCCUGAAUCUUCUGUACUGCUCUGCUUCCGAGAGAAGUCUAGCUCUGACUAAAAUUUCAAAAUGGGUGUUACCAUACAAGAGUAUCGAGCCAGGAUUGGUACCUUUAUAUGCAGGAAUAAAUCAGCAGGAAGAAGUGGAAGUGACCAUGAAUGCAGAAGUUCAAAAUUUUUGGCACAUCCUAUGUCUCUUCUAUUGACUCUUAUCCUUUUAUUCAUGAGUGGUAUCGAGCUCAACCCUGGUCCAACCUACCCUUGUAAGGAGUGCCCCGAAGUGUCAACAAGUGCUCAGAAGUAUUUUGACCAUCACAAGACGGCACACGUUGCAAUACCAUGCUGCUUUCCUGGUUGCUCUGCCAACUUCAUUUCAUUAGGUGCUUUUCAGUCUCAUCUGAGUAGGAAUCAUGAACCAAGGAAGGAUGUGCCUCAGAUGCCUAGUGAGGAAUGUCCAGUGCAAGACUGUUCUAUUUCACGAAAGGGAAGAUCCUUCAAACAACAUCUUGAGGACCACUUGGAUGCUGGGCACCAAUUUGUCUGCCUUUACCCUUCAUGCAAGACUGUUCACAAGAAAAAAGGAUCUUUCAGAACACACCUCUCACAAGUCCAUCCAGCAACCAGCUCAAUAUCAACCAGUGCCGGUACAUCUAGUGUUCCACAAUCAUCAUCAGGUUCAACACAACCAGCAAGUUCCAGUACAUCCGACGUUUCACAACCAUCUUCAGUUCCAGCUCAGCCAGCAUCAGUUUACCGUGUUCCUCCUAAUGUCAUCAAGCAAAAUGUAGUCCUUUUUUAUUUGGAGCUUGAAGGGCAUAAAGUUUUGCCUUCGGACACAGUUCAAAUGAUAUGUCAGAACAUUGCUCAAUUCACUGACUGGUCCCAUGAGUGCUUGAAGGUGAUACUUAAACAAGAGUUGUCAUAUGCUGGUCUGGAGAAAAAAAAAAUGGACAUGAUUAUAAACAAAACAUUCAGAUGUGAUCCUAUUUAUAACAUCCACCAUGAUGAUCAAUCCCAUGAGCGUGUCACCACAAUCUACAUACGCAGAGAAGAAAUGAAGGAUAGAGCCCCUUUCAUCCCUUCAAUUGAAAUUCAACUAAAAGCCUCUCUGGAAGAUAAGCCUAGAUAUGCCCAGUACGUGCCUCUGAAGGAAACUUUAGAGGUGUUACUACAGGAUCCCAAUGUGAAGAGAGAAUUUCUCAAAUCUUUCAUGAGGCAAUCCAACCCAGAUGUGUACGAAGAUUUUUGGGAUGGCUCUGCCUUCCAGGAGCAUCUUGCGAGUCAUAAUCACCACAAAUGCAUUCAAAUAUUAUUGUUCCAGGAUGCAUUUGAGUACAGCCCUUUUGGGCCAGCUAAAGGAAUGUAUAAAACAGCUGGUUGGUAUUAUAUGUUAGGAAAUCUUCCUCCUCAGUACAGGUCAAAAUUGGAUAUGAUUAUGCUGCUAUAUCUCAUACAAGAACAGUAUUUGAAACCAUCUGUACAGGAGCUAUUAGACUCUAUUGACAAAUUAGAUGAAGCCUUGUCUACAAUGAUAGAAGAAUUUCAGAAGUUGAAGGAUCCGCAGAUAGAAGUUGAUGGGGUGGCAUACCCAGUGUGUUUGAUUGUUGUUAUGGGGGACAAUCUGGGCCAACAUCAGAUUGGCGGCUACAUUCAGAGCUUCUCUGCAAACUAUUUCUGUCGUAACUGUCCCAUCAGCAAGCAAGAAUUCCAACAGAAUCCUGACACUUGUAAACCAUUCCGAACUGUGCAAGACUAUGAAGCCUGUGUUGCUGAAGCCAUGAAGAAGUUUCAGGAACUGAAGAAGAAGUCUUUGUCAAAUCAAGCUAAGAAGCGGGAAAAAGCUCAGAAAGACCUGGAAGCUGGUGAAGAUGUGUCAGUGCCAGAUCAACCAGUUUCCAACAACGCGCUGAAAGAACUGCGAGCAAUGCAUCAUAUAGGUGUAAAGCCCUUACCAUCUCCUCUAAAUAAAAUACCCGGCUUUCAUGUAAACUUGGCCAUGGCCCCAUGCUUGGCUCAUGACUUGUUCCAGGGAAUAGUUGGAGUCACUUUGGGUAAAAUACUAGAAAGCUUAGAAAAAAAAAAAUGGUUUGAUUUGCCAACUUUAAAUCGUCGGAUAACCACCUUCAAAUGCAAAGGACAAGAUGCCCUGGAUGCUCCUGCAAAGAUACGGUCAUUUGAUAGUGUUACAUCCCAUGCAUGUGAAACGUGGACUCUGUUAAGGUUGCUACCUCUAAUGCUCGACGACUUAGUAAAAGACCCAGAAGAUGAUGACUGGCUGCUGUACCUGAAUUUAAAAGAAAUAUGUGAAUAUGUCUGUGCUCCUAGAAUUACCAGAACUCAGAUAGAAUACCUUCGAACACUUAUCAAGGAAUUUUUAGUCAAAUUGAAGGGACUUUAUCCAUCAUGUCUUAUUCCCAAGGCACAUUAUCUCUGUGAAUAUCCAGAUUUGAUUUAUAUAUUUGGCCCGUUAAUAAGGCUCUUCACCCUGAGAAUGGAAAGCAAUCAUGUGUUUUUCAAAAAUGUGGCUAAACAAUGCAAGUCUUUUGUGAACAUAACAAAGACACUGGCUCAGAAAUACCAAUACAAAUUCGCUUGUGACCAUAUUAAUGGGUUCUUACCUCAAGAUUUUGAAUAUGAUACAACUACUGGAGAAGAAUUGUCUGAAGCACCACCUGAGUUACCACCUCUCUCAAAUGACAAAAAGGCCAUGAGUGUCAAAACCUUAAUAGUUAAAGGAACCCAAUAUGAGGUCGGCAUGUAUAUGCUACUGAAUAAAGUAGAAUCCAUUGACCUAUCAGUCGGGUGCAUCACCAAAAUUUUAAUUUAUCCCGAUGAAACAGUAUUUUUCACGUUCAAUGUGCAUACAGCCAGAUCUUCAGGAAACGGUUACUUCAUCAUAAAUCAAGAAAACUUCAAGAAACAAGGUAACAACAUUUCAGAUCUGCCAGAUUACUUCCCCCUUCCUUCCUACAUAAUCAACAAUGAAAAAUGUGACAAAAUUGAGUGCAUCAGCUUAAAACACUCAACAGUUUUCAUGUGAAUUUGACUUCUUUUGCAAUCCUGUCUAGUUAUGUUUUCUCUCUUAUAGAUCAUACCUGCUUGUAAAUUUGUUUAAUUUUUCAAAGUAAGUUUAUAAUUGUUAUCUUCCCAAAUAUUUUAAGAAUAAAAAUUUAUGAAAAGUGUAACUGCUUUAUCUGUUUCACAAUUAACAGACACCCAAGUUAGACUUCAACAAACCAUUCAAGCCAAAUAAUAAUUCAAUAAACUGAAAUUUAAUACAUUUUUUAAUCAGACUCAAAAAAUUGUUUACAAUAAUAAACUGACCCAGACAGAAUCACCAACAUCUGUAUUUUGGGCAUCAUAUGGCAGAUUAAGUAAAUUUUAGAGACAUAAGAAAGAUGUAUAAAAAUCAACAUACUGUAUAGCUCCAGGCUUAGAAAUGCUAAUAUUACUUCAAAACAUUAAACUAUUCAGCAAUCUAGUAAAAGUUGUAUGAUUUAAAACAAAACCAAGCACCUACAAAGCAAAGCUAAUAACAUGUCUUCUUCUCCAAAAAUAAUUCACAGCUCAAACAAAUGGACUACCAGUGCUGCAUAACGGCUGAAGAUCAUUCAUGCCACCCUCCGCAAUAUGCAAUCUGUUCUGCUUGUACAAGAAAAUAUAGAAUUUAAACUCAGUUCCAAAAUGCAAAUAGAAUGAAGUUAUUUUAGAAUAGAGUCCUUUAAGGUCGGUGAAAACAAAUUUGGC